CAACUGGUGAAGCAACUUCUGCGGGUCGCAGGCGGUCCAGAGGACUACUCGAGCAAAGCCGUUGUCCAGAUUCCCAAGCUGGCCAAGUCUAAAUGUGAUGGCUGUGCUGCCGGCCCCUCCGAAGCUGCUGGGAGUGCUCCUUACCUUUUCCCUGGGCUCCAUCAGGCUUGUGCAGGCCGGCGCCUACUAUGGGAUCAAGCCACUACCACCUCAGAUCCCACCACAAAUUCCACAAUACCAGCCCCUGGGCCAGCAAGUACCUCAUCUGCCUCUGGGUGCAGAUGGCCUUAGCAUGGGCAAGGAGCUGCCUCACAUGCAGUAUGGCAAAGAGUAUCCUCAUCUACCCCCGUACAGGAAGGAAAUGCAGCCGUUGCCAAGAAUGGGCAAGGAAGUGGCACCCAAGAAAGGCAAAGCUGAAGUACCAGUUGCCAGUUUACGAGGGGAGCAAGGUCCCCGAGGAGAGCCUGGCCCCCGAGGACCACCUGGGCCCCCCGGUUUACCAGGCCACGGGAUUCCUGGAACCAAAGGAAAGCCGGGGCCACAGGGAUACCCAGGAAUCGGGAAGCCGGGAAUGCCUGGGAUGCCGGGAAAGCCUGGCGCCAUGGGAAUGCCGGGAGCGAAAGGUGAAAUCGGACCCAAAGGGGAGAUUGGGCCCAUGGGCAUCCCGGGGCCACAGGGCCCUCCGGGUCCGCAUGGACUUCCAGGCAUUGGGAAGCCAGGAGGCCCAGGGUUACCAGGGCAGCCAGGUGUAAAGGGCGAGCGAGGACCCAAAGGACCCCCAGGCCCUCCCGGCCUCCAGGGGCCUAAAGGAGAAAAGGGCUUUGGGAUGCCAGGUUUGCCGGGCCUGAAGGGGCCUCCCGGGAUGCACGGUCCCCCUGGCCCCGUAGGCCUGCCCGGCGUGGGCAAACCCGGGGUGAUAGGCUUCCCCGGCCCCCAGGGACCCCUGGGAAAGCCUGGUCCUCCGGGUCAGCCAGGGCCACAAGGCCCCAUUGGGGUGCCAGGGGUUCAAGGACCUCCCGGGAUGCCCGGAGUCGGAAAACCAGGCCAGGAUGGACUCCCUGGUCAGCCAGGAUUCCCGGGGGGCAAAGGGGAGCAAGGGCUGCCCGGGCUGCCGGGCCCCCCAGGCAUUCCAGGGAUUGGGAAACCAGGCUUCCCCGGAGCCAAAGGUGACAAGGGCAUCGGGGGUCUGCCAGGGCCUCUGGGGCCCCGAGGGGAAAAAGGACCCGCAGGCCCCCCUGGGAUCGGGGGUCCCCCUGGAGAACCAGGACUGCCGGGACUCCCAGGUCCCAUGGGCCCUCCCGGCGCUAUUGGCUUUCCGGGCCCCAAAGGAGAGGGUGGGAUUGCGGGGCCCCAGGGCCCCCCGGGGGCCAAGGGGGAGCCAGGGCUUCAAGGCUUCCCGGGGAAGCCUGGAUUCCUAGGAGAAGUGGGGGCCCCGGGCAUGCGGGGCUUGCCAGGCCCGUUGGGGCCCAAGGGAGAAGCGGGCCACAAAGGUUUGCCUGGUCUCCCGGGGGCCCCAGGGCUUCUCGGACCAAAGGGAGAACCCGGCAUCCCGGGAGAUCAGGGGUUACAGGGGCCCCCGGGCAUCCCAGGGAUCACAGGCCCCAGUGGUCCUAUUGGGCCUCCGGGAAUUCCAGGCCCCAAAGGGGAGCCAGGCCUCCCCGGGCCCCCCGGGUUCCCGGGGGUGGGGAAGCCAGGAGUGGCCGGGCUGCACGGCCCCCCAGGGAAGCCAGGGGCCCUGGGCCCUCAAGGUCAGCCUGGCCUCCCGGGACCCCCGGGCCCUCCGGGGCCUCCAGGCCCCCCAGCCGCGAUGCCCCCGACACCACCGGCCCACGGAGAGUAUCUGCCAGAUGUGGGGCCUGGGAUCGACGGGCUGAAGCCCCCGCAUGCCUACGGGGCGAAGAAAGGGAAGGCCGGGGGUCCCGCCUAUGAGAUGCCCGCGUUCACCGCUGAGCUGACCGCGCCCUUCCCACCCGUCGGGGCGCCCGUGAAGUUCGACAAGCUGCUCUACAACGGCAGGCAGAACUACAACCCGCAGACGGGCAUCUUCACGUGCGAGGUGCCCGGGGUCUACUACUUCGCCUACCACGUUCACUGCAAGGGGGGCAACGUGUGGGUGGCCCUGUUCAAGAACAACGAGCCCAUGAUGUACACGUACGACGAGUACAAGAAGGGCUUUCUGGACCAGGCGUCUGGGAGCGCCGUGCUGCUGCUCAGGCCCGGGGACCGCGUGUUCCUCCAGAUGCCCUCGGAACAGGCUGCCGGCCUCUACGCCGGCCAGUACGUCCACUCCUCCUUUUCAGGAUAUUUAUUGUAUCCCAUGUAAAAACACACACACCAUAAAUAAAUAAAUACACAGAGAUUUAAUAGAAGAAAAGAACACGCCACCACAAUCGGGUGGAUAAAUGUAAUUAACUGCUUUAAAACUUGUAUUUAGUCGAAAAGUUCUAUUUAACUGAAAAUUUGAACCCUCGUGUACAAAUAAAAAAUAAAAACUGAGAUGCA
Molecule: messenger RNA, 2502 nt
Organism: Sorex fumeus (smoky shrew)
Lineage: Eukaryota; Metazoa; Chordata; Mammalia; Eulipotyphla; Soricidae
Gene: COL8A1
Product: collagen type VIII alpha 1 chain
Molecular function (GO): protein binding
Source: RefSeq, a predicted model, not a curated record